Maniola jurtina (meadow brown) is the source of this 1166-nucleotide messenger RNA. It is a transcript of the gene Torsin, whose product is annotated as torsin-1A. Gene Ontology annotation, molecular function: ATP binding; ATP hydrolysis activity. The transcript is spliced from 7 exons. Lineage: Eukaryota; Metazoa; Arthropoda; Insecta; Lepidoptera; Nymphalidae. The record is from RefSeq and is a predicted model, not a curated record. Bases 40 to 1089 code for a protein of 349 amino acids. Gene Ontology annotation, biological process: cellular response to misfolded protein.
UUGUUUACAAAUAAUUACCAAGUAAACUUUAUAUGAAAAAUGUUAUUUAAAGCUCAGCUAAACUCGAUUGUAAUUAUAAUAAUAAUAAGUACCAACUGUGUCCUAUCCGAAUUUGUAAUAGCAUCACUUGUUGGGACUGCUAUUGCGGCUACUGGUUUGUUUGGUUGGAAAACCAUAAAAUCGCAUACAUAUUGCCGUUUCAAAGAAUGUUGUGAUGAAAAAUACAUUAAUUUCGAUUUGGACAAACUUAAACAAUCCUUUUCACAAAAGAUGUUUGGCCAGCCUCUUGUGAAUGAAAUCACCAACAUUCUAAAAGCUCACAAGGAGGCCUUAUAUGACAAAGAUAAGAGAAACAAGAAGGCACUUGUACUGAGCUUACAUGGAUGGUCUGGAGUAGGAAAGAAUUAUGCUACCAAUAUGAUAGCUGAAGCAAUCUUUGAAAAUGGAAUGGAGAGUCAAUAUGUAAAAGUUUUUAUGGGAAAGAAAGAUUUUGAUUGUUCCAAUAUACAAGAAACUCAGAAAAACUUGAUAGCCAAAGUUAAUGAGAUUGUGAAGAGCUGUCCUACAUCACUGAUUGUAUUUGAUGAGAUUCAUGAAAUGUGUCCAUCUAUUUUGGAUGCCAUAAAACCAAUGCUAGAUCACCACCAUGCAGUUGAUGGAGUUGAUUACAGAAAUAGCAUAUUUAUAUUCAUGUCCAAUAUUGGUGGUAAAGAAAUUGCAAUGAAUCUCCUGGAACUUUAUAGUCAAGGAAUUAAAAGAAAUGAGGUUGAAUUCCAUAAUUUUGAACCAAUAAUACGGAGGAUUUCAUACAGCACUGGUGGUUUUGAAAAAUCUUCAACUAUAGCACAACAUUUAAUUGAUCAUUAUAUUCCAUUCCUGCCAUUGGAGCAACACCAUGUUGAGAUGUGCGCACUGGCAGAGUUUAGAGCCCAUGGUGUUUAUCAUCCAACCGAAGAAAUGAUUGCGGAUGCAUUGUCAGUUAUUACAUACGGACCAACUGAAGAACAACCGAUUUUCGCAAAUAAUGGCUGCAAAAGGUUUACAAAACAAGUGCCUUAUGUAAUACAAAAACAUAAAAGUGAAUUGUAAUAAUAUGUGCUAUAAUUUAUGAAUUUAGUUUAGGGUGUCUUGUGAUAUUUUGAGAAACAGCUAGGCUUUAAAUAAUG